GGCGCCGGGCGGACAUGGCGGCUGCUGAGAGGCCCGAGGCGGAGGUGGAGGAGGCCGGGCACGUCUUCCUCCUGAUGAAGAAGGACUACCGCAUCUCCCGCAACGUGCGGCUCGCCUGGGUCCUCAGCCGGCUCCACCAGGUCAUCUGGGCCGUGCCCGAGCCCGAGCUGUUGAAGUCAGAAAACGAGCUGGAUGUGCUCAGCAUCCUGCCCAAUGGAUGGCAGCCGGAUGAGCCCGUCCAGCCCCGGCCCUACCUCCUGGUGCCCUCCACGCGUGUCACCUUCCUGGCCCGCCAGUACCGCUUUGUAAUCGAGCUUGAUCUGAGCCCUUCCACUGGCAUUGUGGAUGACUCAACAGGGGAGAUCAUUUUUGAUGAAGUGUUUCAUGCUCUUUCCCGAUGCUUAGUGGGAUUGUUAAGACCUUUCCGAAUCCCUGGUUCAGACAUUAUUUAUCAGCCUGAGAUCUUUGUCACCAUCCAGGCGUACUCCUCCAUCAUUGGUCUGCAAUCCCACCAGGUGCUAUUCCAGGGCUGCCAGCUGGAUGAGACAAAGAGAGAAGCCUUUCUGCACCAAGUUUACACACAGCUGUGUGCCUUUGAAAACAAAGUGGCAGAGAUGCUCCAGCAACAGUAUGAACCCAAACCACAGGUGGAUUUAUCACCCCUGAGCCAAGAGAGCCCUGGUGAUGUGCAGGAGCCUUCUGGGAGGAAGCCCAGCGUGUCUGUUGUCACUGCUGAUGUUGGCCUUGUCAGCAUGGUUCGACAGGGGAUCUUGGCACUGCAGCUACUACCCUCAAACUCCAGUGCAGGUAUAAUAAUAAUUACGGAUGGUGUGACUAGUGUUCCUGAUGUAGCCGUGUGUGAGACUUUACUCAACCAACUCCGCAGUGGCACUGUGGCCUGCUCCUUUGUCCAGGUGGGCGGUGUCUACUCAUACGAUUGCAGCUUUGGCCACGUUCCCAAUGUGGAACUGAUGAAAUUCAUUGCCAUGGCCACUUUUGGUGCUUACCUCUCCACAUGCCCUGAACUGGAUCCCCUGAGCCUGGAUCUGAAUGUAUAUCACAAGGCUUUUCUGCUGUACUCCUUUCUGCGUACUGGGGAGUCCCUGAAUCCAGAAUACUACUGUGUAUCACAGCACAGACUGUUCAAUGAGCACCUGGUGUCUGCGAGCAGCAACCCUGCUCUGGCGAUGCGGAGGAAGAAGCACACUGAGAAGGAGGUGCAUGCUGACCUCGUGAGCGUUGUCUCAGUCCGCCUGCGUGAGGGCUACAGCAUCCGUGAGGUCAACAUCACAAAAGGUGGAUCUCAGCUGGAGGUGAAACUGGUGCUGCUUUGGAAGCAUAACAUGAGGAUAGAGUAUUUAGCUGUGACACCUUGGCCUCUGGACCCAUCAAAGCGCAGCACGUGGGUGGAGGUGACGAUGGAGGGGAGCUAUGACAUCUUGCAUGACAUCAGUUGCACCAUGAGGAAACCCAUCACCAGUCUGUACCGCACAACAGUUAUCCGGCGCUUCUGGAACACCUUGCAAAGCAUCAACCAGACAGAUCAGAUGUUGGUUCAUCUGCAGUCUUUUGACACAGUACCGGAGCACUUCACCAUUCCUGAGAGCACCAAGAAUGGAGUGCCCCUCUUCUAUAUCCCGCCAGGCUCAACCACUCCGGUGCUAUCCCUGCAGCACAGUGGAUCUGACUCGAGCCAUUCCCAGUUUGCCUCCUACUGGAAGCCUAUCCUUUCCAUGGAUGCCAACUUCUGGCAGAGGUGGCUGCACAUGCAUCGUAUUGUUCUCCUUCUGGAGCAUGACACGCCUGUGCCCAAGCACCUGCACACACCAGGCAACAACGGUCGCUACAGCACCAUCCAGUGCCGCAUCUCUCAUUCUGCUCUCACCUCCCUGCUGCGGGACUGGAGCAGCUUUGUGCUGGUGGAGGGCUACUCUUACGUCAAGCUGAUGCAUAGCUCUGAGGAUCCUACUCCCUCCUCAUUUUAUGUGGUGCGGAUCAUCUCCAAAGCUCCCUGCAUGGUUCUUCGCCUGGGCUUCCCCAUUGGCACACCUGCACAGGCCAGGAACAAGAUUGUGGAGGAGUUACGGGACCGAAUCCUGCAGUUGCGCUUUCCUCACAGGGUCCAGAGCAAGGAGGCAACUCCAAAAGCAAAGAGGAAAAUGUUGGGCAGUAGUUCUCCCUCCAAAUCUCCACCUGUGGCUGGGGUCCAGUCAGCCUUCUCAGACAGACCCUGCCUUGUCGUGCUGCACAAACCAUUGGAGAAACUGCUCAUCAGGUAUGAGAAGCUGCCUUCUGACUAUCGAGCUCCCUUCAUUCUCAACCUGGAACAUCCUCCAGUGUCUGGCCCGCUCACCAUGGUGGCCAAUCGUACUGCCUCAUCCACCCUGGCCUCACUGUCCCGCUACUUUUAUCACCAACGUUGGAUAUGGAGCGUCCAGUCAGGGCUGGCACCAGCUGUGCCCAUCACAGCAGUAGCCCAGCUCCUUUCCACACUCACAGAGGUUCGUCUGUCAGAGGGUUUCCACUUUGCAUCCAGUGGGGAUGGAAUUAUCAAUAUGGUCCUGGAGUUGCCCAUACAGAUUGAUGGCUCAAGUGGCAGCAGCAGCAGGGAGAAGCACACCUGUGUUGUCCAGUACAUCCUCUUCCCCCCACACUCUACCUCCACCAAGGACAGCUUCUCCACAGAUGAUGACAAUGAUACAGAGGUGGAGGCCAUUGAAGUGGACACAGAACUGAAUCUGGUCACUGAGUGCUGGGUAGAGCCACAGAGUGGCCAUGUUCACAGUACUGCUGAGAACUGGAAGCACCUCCAUGGCUUGCCCUACCAGAAAAUACCUAAAGCGCUCUACCCACGGGACCUUACAUGCAUUGCCACCAUGCUGACGUUUGAAUACAUCAGCCAACUGUGCCAGAACAAGGAGUGGGUCUGUCCUCCUUCAGACACCAAAGCUACUGAAGAUCCAGACAUGGGGGCUGGUUUCAGAGUGCAUGAGAUCCCAUUCCAGUUCAACCUCAUGAAGCUGUUGCCCAGGUGUCAGCAGGUUGAAAUGUUCUUCCUAAUGCUAACAAAAGAGAAUGAGGAAGUGACCAAGGACUCUUCGUUUGUGCCCAAUGAAAUGCUACUAAACCUCUUCCAUGGCUGCCUGCAGCAUGACCUCAGUGAUCGGGAGAUCCCCAUGGCUGAUGCUGAUCAUGUGGCCUUCAUGGAGCAGGUUCUCCAACGGGAUCGUGAUGGUCAUCAACCACCCUUCACUCUCCCUGUGAUCCGAGAAGAAACCUCAAAAACUUCUGGGACCCUGGAGCAGCAGGACACUUCUGCAUCCUAUCAUCAUGCUGGCAGUAAUGGCACCAGGGAUAUGACUGGCUCCACAAGUACUCUGCAGAGCCUCGGCAACACAGAGCUUCCUGAGGAUGAUGUGACCUUGAGUGACACUACAGGGCCUUUUUCCCCACAGUGGCGAUGCUAUGCAAAGCUGGUCAAUCCACAGCAUGUAUUCCUGACCUUCCUGCCAGCCACGUUCUCAGAUGUACAGAAGCUGAUGUCUUGCGGAUUGGACAAACCUCCAAAAGAUGAGAGUGAAGCUGGAGAGAGUACUCUGAGACCUGUCUGUGCAGAGCAGGACAGGACUGAGGCUGAAGAAGGGGAUGCUGCAGUGCCAUUACCUACCCUCAGCAUAACACCAGUGCAUGAAGUGAGCCGUGACCCUGCAGAACAGAGUGGUCCCUCGCGGAGAGAUGUGCAUAUCUCCUUCUGCCGCCAGAACUCUCAGUCUGAGCCAGGCGAGUGUCGCCGAUUUCGCUGCCCCAUGUAUAUUUACAGCUGCUCUUUGGAGCUGCUACGAGAGCAGCUUGUCAGCCCACGGACACAUCGUCCUCCCCGGGAUGUCUUUUUCAGGUCCCAGUCUCUGGAACGUCCUCCUGCUGCUGCUUGGUUAGAUCAUAAGCAUAAAGAGUUGGUGAGUUACUGCACACUGCUGCAGGAGCAUUCCCACCAGUGCUAUGUGAAAGGGCUGUUCAAGAGCCUUCAGCAGUCACACAGCAUCAGCUCUCAAGACCUUCUUACAGCCAUGGACUACUGUGAGGAGCUGCUGCAAGAGAUAGAUAUCACCAACUUCCUGCUGACAGUGUGCAGCCAUGUCCGCUCCUUCCGAGAGAGCCACCAACAUUUCCAUACACACCCUAAGGCUGCCAGCUUCCAAGUAGGCAGCAUAGAGCAAGAAGAGGAGCAGAGCUCUAGAGAACGUGGUGUCUUGGUCUCUGAAUCAAGUGCGGAAAUGGAAGACUACAGUGAGCAGGACUCUCACAAUGUUGCUAGCCCCACAGAGGAGCCAAAAAGCAGUGUGGGCACUGGUUGCUGUUCAGAGUUUCCCCUUUCACUGCUGGAAAAUGGACAGCCCUGUCAGGCACACCCUGACCUGCAUAAAAUCAUCCAGGAAAAGUUCCUGGAAAUUGGAAGUUUACAUUUCAAGCCAGUGCCAUCAAAUCCUCACUAUUUCUUCUACUGCCCACCAUCAGCCAAGAAAGAGGAAGAGGCAUCUCGGGAUCAGGCAGACAGGAAAGGCAGUGAGGACAUGGAGGUAUCGGAAGCAGAACUGGCAGCUGAAGAAGGAACUGUGUCUGGGUGCUGCAUUGCCACGGAGAGUGACCCAGAGCUGGAGGUGGAAUACCGUGAGAAGCUGGAGCAUGAGUUCCCAGACACAGAUUCGCUCUCGGAUUCCAACACAGUGAACCAGGAUGAUGACUCCUUCAGCGUGCUGGGAGGGGACUCGCUAAAUGAGCAAGAGUUCAUGGAGCAGGAGAUGCCCCCACUCUUUGUGCACCUCACUUGUUCUGUGAAGCUGCGUAGCCAGCAUAGCUCCAUGCCUGUACAGUCCCUUCCAACUUGCCUAGGGGAAGUUCUUGGCUGCCUGGAAAGCUGCCAGGGCUUGACCACCAUUGACCUGGGGGACCUCUGUGUGACUCUGGAUAUCUUUGUGCUUACCCUGCCCCUCGAGAUAGAGGUUGUGAACACAGACAUUCUCCACAACAGAUGCACCUCAGAGAGCAGCGUGUCCUUCACCCGCUCUCCGGGGCAGCCAUCCUCUUUCCGGUCAGAUGAGGAUAUCAUGCACAACUUGGAUCGGCUUCCAUCCACAGGAGAUGAGAGGCACCCUGCGCUUUCCAACCUCCCUGGAGUGCACAGGCAGGCUAUUGAAGCUACUAUGAAUGAGAUUCGCUGGCUUCUGGAUGAUGAGAUCGUGUCUGCGCUGCGCCACUCACAGGUCAUCAGCACCUCCAUCCUUCACCGGGUGGCCACUCACAUCUACAACUCCAAAGGGCGGCCCAGCUGCCACAGCGAGGUGGUGCUGCUCCAGUUUGUGUUUGGACCCGAGCACUCUCUGGAGAAGUUCAAGGAGGAGUUCAGAAGAAUGGCCCUGCCAGGCUACGUGAUCAAUGCAGAAGGCAGUGACUACCACUACAUCUCCAUCAGCCGCCUGCACUCCAGGAGGGCAGCCCCAAACCCUUCGGGAACACCAUGCUUACAGCAGCAAGCUGGAGGAAGCACAGGGACAGCCCUGGGCCAGGCAGGCCAGGAGGGGAGCAGUGAAGCAGAAGCAGAGAGCUCUGAGCUGCACCAUGUGAGCUGUGUCCUCCCAGAAGAAACUCAGGGUCUCUGGGGAUGGCCAGAGAGUGAGAUGCGCAUUGUGCCGGACACAGGAAAUCCCAUAGGAGGGGGCAAUCAUGCUCAGGAUGAGGUCACAAGAGAAGUGCUGAGCCUAGAGCAAAGCAAAGUACCUGGCCACGACUCCCUGGAGGAGGCAGUCCUGGAGACAACCAUACAAUCCCUGCCAUCUUCCUCUUCUGAAAAGGGCAACAGCGAGAAAUCACCAUUAGUGACACCAUCUGCAGCCAGCCUAGCUGACUCUGUAACACAGAGUAGGGAAGGCUCCAGCAAGCAGCGCCCCAGCCGUGUGCAGAGCCUUGUGUCCAGCCAGGGCAGCAUGGACUCUGACCACCUGGGUUAUGAUGGGGGGAGCAGUGAUUCAGAGUAUGAUGAGGCAUUAACGAGUGACCAGGAGCCUAAGUGUCCCCUCAUGCCUGAUUUCUGGCUCAUCAUAAAAAUUGAGCAGGACCGAGUGGAAGUCUAUUACCACACACGCAGCCUGAGUGUGGAGAAGGCAGUAUCAGCAGAGAUAGAAGAGCAGCCAGGGGAGUGCCAGAGUCUCAACCAGAUGGUGAUAAAGAAGAUCAGUGAAAUCUGCAGGGUUGUCAAUCAGCGCUUACUGCUGCAAGACCUGCAUGACAGCCACAUAUGCAACUCAUUGCUGGUGGCAGAGAGUGAGGAGGACAUCUGGAAGAGUGAAACUCCCUAUACAUACUAUAGGCAGCGUGUCAUGCCAACAGACGAUUACUCGGUGGAAGAGAACUACCAGCCCCGGGAUUACCUGGCUGCCACAAUGCAGUUCAUGCCAGGGCACUUUGCUUGUGAUGUAGUGUGGAGCACACUCAUCCACGUGCAUUCACGCCUGAAGAUGGGCCCCAACAUGGGGGUCUCACGAGCUAUCCAGGCGCUUCGCUCGGUGCUCAACGCCUUCUCUGUAGUGAACAGGAAGAAUAUGUUUGUCUACCAGGAACGUGCCACUAAAUCUGUUUUCUACCUCCGACUGGCUGAAACCACCAACAGUGGGAAGGUGUGGGAAGCAGAGAGCAGCGUUAGCCCAGGAUCUCGCUCGUUGGCACUGACGCGCAGCCAGGAACCCAUUUACACUGAGGAUCUAACGGGCUCUCGUUCCUCUCUGGACACAGCCUCAUGCCGCAGCAUGGACUCUGCCCGCCUGGUGGGACAAGUAGACAGGCACAUCCAGCUGAUGGUCCAUGGUGUUGCCCCAGCAGGGCCCGAGAUCACAGAUGAGCUGGUGAAAGUGCUGCGCAGGCGCCUGGAUGAGGCCACCCUGGAUAUCAUCACUGUGAUGCUGGUCCGGAACUGCAAACUGACCCCAGCCGAUGUGGAGUUUAUCCAGCCCCCUGGGACACCACCCACAGAGGUCCUGCAGUUUACACUGCCACCCUCUGCUCUGCCUUGGUUGCAUGCAGUGGCCUACUAUCUGCGCCAGAACCUGCUCAUCUUCCUGCAUACCCCAAAGUACACAGACAGCAACGUGGAGCACCACUUCAAGCACUACUUAAGCCACAGUGGUGGUGUCCCUGACCAAGAUCUUUACCUGUACAACAAACCUGGAGGCCAAGGCACUGGUGGCAAAGGAAUUGCGUGCAUUGCACUGACGUUUGUGGAUGAGAAUGGCAGCCCCACCACGCUGCCCCACGGGGAGAGACCUGACUGUCCUAAGGUGCCCAUCAUGGACCUGCUACGGGAUGCCGACUUUGAAAGCCUCACUGCGGUUAGCAAGCACCAGCCAGAGCCUGGCACCCAGCACUCAGAGCCCUGCGUGCUGGUGCGCCUGGACAUCUGGGAGAAAGGCAACAUUAGUCUGCUGCAGCUGUCAGAGAAGCUGCGUGGGGCUCUGCGCCAUGCUCUGUGCGAUGCCAUCAUGGAGUUCCUCGUGCUGCCAGCCCCGCUCUGCGUGGAGGCUUCCUGCCCACUGAGUGCUCCAGACCUGGAGGAGCUGAGCUCUGCAGCAGGCCUAAGGAGAACCAUGUCAGAGACCAAGGGUCUGGCCAUGGGCACUGGUGGGGCUGGCAAAAGCUGUCCUCCACCCCUGCACUUCACCUCUGCCCCUUCGGCCAGCCCCGGGGAGCCGGUGACACCCACGAGCAAGCUGGGACGCCGCAGUUUCUGGGACAUGCUGAGCAAGCCUGAGUCCUCGGAGCUGGGCAGCCCCAAGACUACUGAUGACAUUGUGCUGGAGAGGCCAGAAGAGGCUCGCACAAGGCGGCGGCAUAAGACUGAGAAUGUCAAGCAGCACCUGAGCCAGGACAGGGCCACAGCCACAGCUGAACUGGAGCAGGCACAGCGGCGCCGAACCUGCCAGUUGGAAGAAGGAGAUGUAGGCACCAUGCACUCGCUCUUCAAUCAAACGUGCCAGCAGUGGAUGGCAUUUAUGAACCACCUGGGGUGCCCAUCAGUGCAACAGUGCUCAGCAGAGAUUGUGUCCCGUUUCCUCCUGUCCUCCAUUCUGGUGGAAGUGGUGAGCCUGGUCACUUCCCUAGCGAGUGACACCACUGUCAAGGUGUUUGAGAAGAUCUGCUGCCAUCGGAGCACUGCCUUCCUGCCCUAUAAACCUGGUCAGAGUGCCAGCCCUCGCCCUGCAGCUGUCAGACACUUCAUCCUGCUGGGACGCAACUUCCACCAGUGGCGCUGCAGCACGGAGCAGGCUCACAAAGGGCUCCAGCGCUUCGAGGCCAUGGAAUUCAGCUCGGCAGAGAGAGGCUCUGACCCAAGCAUUGUUGGGCGAGACCUGGCACCGCGACAGAGGUUCCUCUUCAUGGAGAUUGUUGACAAAAAGCUGACUCUUUACACCUACAAUUGGUCCCCAGACCUGGGGGCCAAUUUGAACUGCUCACUCGUUCGUCUGCUGCAGUGGCAGAAUGCCCGCUCCCACAUUGUGCACUGCUUGAUCAGCCAGAAGAUGGGACUAUUCCACCACCACUGCUUUAUGGACCCACCGUGGCAUGAGGACAGCAAGCAGGAGCCAAAUCCUUUCCUGAACUCCACUUUGGAGGUGGAUGCGCUGAUCCGGAGCUCGUGUCCCCCACCUAGCAAGGAGCAAGGCCGGCUGAGCAGCUCUGCACGCAGCCUGCCAUCUCUGCAUUUCCAUCCUGAUGUGGUGCCCUUUGACGAAGCUCUGCGGGAUGUGACCACUAUCAAACGCAUACCCCAUGGUCCAGAGUUGGGACCUUUUGACCCUGUGGCUCGACAUGGGGCCCAAUUCCUGGAAAUCAAAAGCAUGGAGAGGAAAGAAUUGGAGAAGCAGAUGAAGAUAGAGAAUCUCUUUGUGACCUGGCAGCAGAGAUCAGCACAGUCAAAUAUGCCUAUCAGUCUGUCAGACCUGGAGACCCUGAAGCAGUCCUCACGCCUCGUUCACUACUGUGCUACCCCACUGCUCUUUGACCCAGCCUUCCGGCAGCAGAUCCAGACUGACCAGCAGGGCAAGGUAGAGGGGAAGAAGCGCCACCGCUCAAAUGAUUCUGCAGCGUCAGGGAGAGACCGCAGCCACAGCUGUGACUCGACGGAAUCACUGCCCUGCAAGCUGAAGGAGGAGCCUUGGCUGCAAGAGAUGUGCAAUGCCUUCUUGCAGCAGUACAUCCAGUACCUGCAGAGCAUGGGCUUCAUUCUGGUCCAGGUGCGGCCGCCCUCACCUACCACUCGCAGUAGCACAAGUCGGAUCCGAGCUCUGGCAGCAAUGAGUGUGGAGGGGAGAGGAUCCUUUUCCUAUACAAAGCCAAAAGCAGAGGGGAGUCCAAAGAGCACAAGCCCUGCUGUUGCCAUCUAUCAUCUGCAGAGAGCUCUUCCAGGUGGGAUUGUGCUGAUGGAGUUGGCCUUUCAGGGCUAUUACUUCUGUGUGAAGCAGUAUGCAUUGGAGUGCUCACGGAUCCCCAUGGGCCAGUCUGUGAACUCUCAGCUCUCCAUGCUCUUUACAGAGGAGUGUGACAAGGUGCGGGACCUCAUGCAUGUGCAUUCAUUCAGCUAUGACUUCCACUUGCGGAUAGUCCACCAAUAUCUGCUGGGCUCCCACAUGACGCUCCGUCAGGGGUACCAUCUCACCAGCUUCCUGGAGGACUUCAUUGCCCAUCACACUGACAUCCCCAAAUUUGGUCGCAACCAUGUUUUCCAAGGCAUGCUGGCCCUGCCCACCAACAUGAUCACUGCACACCAGCUGUACAAUUACAUUGCUGACCAUGCCAACACCUACCACAUGAAGCCGCUGCGCAUGGCCCGGCCAGCUACUGGCACUGACAACAAGAAGGGGACUCCAGGCACAGAGCAGAAUGAAUAUGCACUGGUCUCUAUUUGGAACAGCUCAGGCUCCUACAAAGACUCAGAAGGUCUGCGUCACCAUGAUGAUUUUGAUGUGUCCCUUCUGGUGUGUCACAGCGCAGCACCAUUUGAGGAGCAGAGCGAAGCAGAGAGGCGCAUGCUCCGGUUGCGUUUCUACGUGAUCAUGACCAGCCAGAGGGAGCUAUUCCCCCGGCUCACAGCUGAUAUGCGGCGCUUCAAGAAGCUGCCACACUUGCAGCGAGAAGUGCUGGAGCCUGUGGUGGGCCCGGCAGCGUGGGAAGCAGCAGAGCCAGAGCCGAGCCUGGGGCGGCCACAGCCGGUGGAGCGGGAGCUGUGGCAGGACAUGGAGGACAGCAGCGAGUUCUAUGCUGGGGGCAAACAAGUCCAAGUGGGGCCCGGACUCUUCUACACCUCACCGCUCUUCCCCUUGUUGGCCUCCGAAGUGGCCUCGGCCCAGAAGCAGCUCAGCAGCAUGGUGCAGCUGGCCAAGUGCCACUGCCGCAGGGACAACCUCUGGAAGCGCCUCUUCCUUCUGGAGCCUCUGGCUUCUGACAAGUUGAAGUUGGGCAAGUUGUCGCUGGUGGAGCUGGAGGAGCUGCUUGAUGCUGUGCAUGGGAAAUCCAUUGCGGAUGUGGACCCACAGCUGGGAUGCUUCCUCACCAUGACAGUCUCCUGGUACCAGAGCCUUAUCAAAGUGCUGUUGAGCCGCUUUCCCCAGAGCUGUCGGCACUUCCACAAUGCUGAAACUGGCACCCAGUACUUGGUUGUGCUCAACCAGAAGUUCACAGAUUGCUUCGUUCUUGUGUUUCUGGAUUCUCAUUCAGGAAAAACGAGUCUCACCGUGGUUUUCCGAGAGCCAUUCCCUGUGCAGCCCCAGAACAGUGAGAGCCCUCUGCCGCAGCUCGUGUCCACGUAUCACCACCUGGAGUCAGUUAUCAACACUGCCUGCUUCAACCUCUGGACAGGACUGCUCUAGCAUUGCCACCACCUCCUCCUGCAGGAAUACACACUGCACCUGUGCACACUUGUGCUGUGGGCGAUGACGGAGAGGAACAGGCUGCUGUGGGACCUGUUCACAGCACUGCUGGCAGCAUGCACGCCACCAAUGUGAUGAGCCUGGGGUUGGGUGAGGGCAGCCCUGCUGCUCCCCUUGGGCUCCAGCCCACCUGCACCCCCCCUGGUCAUUGGCUGGCUGCUGUGACCCUGGGGACAGGUUUUAGUGGGUUUGAAUGGUCUGUAAAGGCCAUGGACAGAGGGUUGGCUGUUGUAGCCUGGCUCAAACAGAGCAGCUCUUGGGGAUGUUGACUUCAGCACCUGCAGUGAGUUCUGUCUGAUAAGGAAAUGGAGGUGCAGGGCGGUGGCACGGUGCCUUCAAGAGGAAACUUCUGCACCUUUAGGCAGGGGGUGCCUGCUUCCAGCCCUUUGCUCUCAAUAGAAGAGCACUGAAUGGGAUAGGAAGGGUGAAUGGACAUGGGGAAGGUUUUGUGGAGGUGUACAUUAAUGAUGAUACAUUAAAGCCAUGGAUAUAUUUGUGAAAUAAAAUCGAAUCAGCUCCCCA
Centrocercus urophasianus (Greater sage-grouse) is the source of this 11495-nucleotide messenger RNA. RefSeq names its product SZT2 subunit of KICSTOR complex (gene SZT2). The coding region runs from base 15 to 10913 and encodes 3632 amino acids. The record is from RefSeq and is a predicted model, not a curated record. The transcript has 72 exons. Gene Ontology annotation, cellular component: peroxisome. Lineage: Eukaryota; Metazoa; Chordata; Aves; Galliformes; Phasianidae.